CCAGCCUUCAAAUUUUGGCGGGUUUUGUGAUUUUGAAGAAGAGCAUCAUACACCAUUACAAGGGAAAAGUUCAUUUACUCCUUUUCCCCUUUAAACUUUGAAAAUGCAGAGAAAUGCUCGAAUGAAGCGUGAACUACGACUGUUAGCAGAAGACCCGCCUCAUGGGGCGUCUUGCUGGCCGGUAGAUGAAAAUCGAAUCGACAAACUCGAAGCGAAGCUUAUAGGUGCAGAGGGAACACCAUAUCACAAAGGCAUCUUCAAACUGGAUAUUCAAAUACCAGAAAGGUACCCUUUUGAACCACCCAAGGUGCGAUUUGUGACUCCCAUCUACCACCCCAAUAUCGACAGCAGUGGAAGGAUAUGCCUUGACACUCUGAAAAUGCCUCCAAAGGGUAUGUGGAAGCCUGCCCUGAAUAUCUCAUCUGUUCUAUCAACAAUUCUCAUACUAAUGGCUGAACCUAACCCAGAUGACCCCCUUAUGGCUGAAAUUUCAAAUGAGUUCAAGUACAAUAAAGCACAGUUUCUGGAGAAAGCUAAAGAGUGGACUCUGAAGUUUGCCAUGGAUCCAUCUCUUGAAAAUAAAUCAGAGUGUGCUAAUGAAACAACUGAGACAUCCAAUCAAGAGGAGGAAUCAUCCGGAAGUGAAAGUGAGUCAGAAAGCUCGGAUGAUGAGAAUACAGCUUCAGUUGUUAUAAAUGGACACAAAGGGCUAAAAAGGCAGUCAACAGAGGACGGUUUGUCAUCAGUAUUUGAGCAGACCAACAAAGUACCAAGAGACAGUACAUGAAAUGCAAGAGAUUUUUGUGCAACUAAGGUAGUCAAACAUAGUACAGUAUCGUUAGAUGAAAAAAUAUACCAAUGGUACAGUAGAUCAACAAAGUAAGCAAAUAAGUACACACCUAGAAUACCAUGGCAGACAAGAACUAGGUAAAUUCAAUGUAUCAAGACACAAUACUGUACAUCACAAGCAAGAUAUAACUGCAUAAAGAAGGUACUUAAGCAUACAAUACAGUACCAAUACAGGUAAAAUUUAUAGUAUAUGUGUCAGAAAAUGAACAAGAGUAUAUAGUACAAUAAAGUACCAAAAGACUUUUUCGUAGUAGAAGAGGGUCAGGAACAAAGGUGAUGUAUGACUCUUAUUUAUCAAAAAUAAGUACUUAUGAAUAAAUGUACGAGUAUAUAUUAUUUACUUAAAUUUCUAAUCGAAGUAAUUAAGAAACUCCUAUUCUCUUUACCAAUAGACUGUUUUCACAAUGUUGCGUGUGCGUCUAAAAUGUCACAGACUGGCGGGCAACAGGUAAUCCAAUAUACAGACAAAGGGGGAUUUGACUCUGGCUCUAAUUUGACUAUAGCACUCUGGCAGCAAUUUCAAUAGCUUCGCCUGUAAACUCCACUUCGAACUCCAUUUUAGAUCAGCUGUGGCCCCCAAGUCUGUAGCAUUUUAGAUGCGUGCACGACAUCAUGAAAACGAUCUAUACACAUACUGUACAUAAAGUGUCUAUGUGGCCAUGGAAAUAUGUGAAAAUAUGUGUGCUACACAAUCGAUCCAUAAAAUCGAUGCAUAACUCAACAUAAUACAAAA
Nematostella vectensis (starlet sea anemone) is the source of this 1582-nucleotide messenger RNA. Its product is annotated as ubiquitin-conjugating enzyme E2 T. The transcript is spliced from 6 exons. The record is from RefSeq and is a predicted model, not a curated record. Bases 104 to 787 code for a protein of 227 amino acids. Lineage: Eukaryota; Metazoa; Cnidaria; Anthozoa; Actiniaria; Edwardsiidae.